Molecule: messenger RNA, 2621 nt
Organism: Rhopilema esculentum
Lineage: Eukaryota; Metazoa; Cnidaria; Scyphozoa; Rhizostomeae; Rhizostomatidae
Product: mitochondrial glycine transporter
Biological process (GO): glycine import into mitochondrion
Cellular component (GO): mitochondrion; mitochondrial inner membrane
Molecular function (GO): glycine transmembrane transporter activity
Source: RefSeq, a predicted model, not a curated record
UCAUAUGAUUGCAUCAUAUGAGUCUAUGUCAGACCAAAGGCAGACCUAUCCGGUUAAACUUGUUUGUAAGUCUAGGAAGUUUCACCCAUAUAUGUCUGACAAUAUCACGUGGUCUUCCUUAUACGGACCGUACUCGCUGGUCUGAAGAUCUAGCGAAGAAAGAUGUUGACGGUCGCGACACUGGCGAAGACGAUGGGCGAUACUAGAUUCAGAUGACAGCGUUGUGAAACUUGGCUGAAAAGAUUCCAAGACGGACAAAGAAGGGGAGAUUCAUAUCAACUGCAUUUUGAAUGCAAAGAUGACUAGGAAGGAUAGAUCACUCGUAAAGAGCUUUCUAGCUGGAUCUUUUAGUGGCACUUGCUCAUGCCUCUUGUUUCAACCUUUGGACUUGAUAAAGACAAGAGUACAAACACCAGCUGUAUAUGGGAGUAAUGGAAUGCUUUCUAUUAUCUCAACUGUUGUAAGAACAGAUAGCAUAACUGGAUUAUGGAGAGGAGUUACACCCACAAUAUCAAGGACUGUUCCUGGAGUUGGAAUAUAUUUCUGUGCAUUACAUGCAAUCAAGACCUUAUUAUUUGUGUCUACAGAGCCAAAAGCGUGGCAGAAUGUACUGCUUGGUUUUACAGCAAGAAGUGUUGCAGGGGUUAGCCUGUUGCCAAUUACUGUAGUUAAAACACGAUAUGAGAGUGGCAUAUUUGACUAUAGAGGGGUUUCAAGUGCAUUAGUUUCAAUUUGGAAGUCAGAAGGAGUAAAGGGACUUUUUAGUGGUUGUGCUGCUACUGUUGCAAGAGAUGCUCCAUUCUCUGGUCUAUAUCUCAUGUUCUAUAAUAAAGCAAAAGAACUUAGCAGGAAAGGAUUUGGGGAGAAGGAACUGAACACUAAUUUACAUUUUAUGUGCGGAAUAUCAGCGGGAGUGUUGGCAUCUGUUGCGACACAGCCUGCAGAUGUUGUGAAGACUCAAAUGCAGCUUUACCCAUUUCGAUACAAAAGUACCAUUGACUGUGUGAUUAUUGUUGUAAAGAACAACGGCCCUAGUGGCCUUUUUAGAGGAACGCUACCUAGAUGCAUACGGCGUACGCUAAUGGCUGCCUUGACGUGGACUGUUUAUGAAUCUGUUAUGCAGAGGCUUGGAUUGAAAGUAUGAAACCAAUGGGGAGAAGAUGCAGUUUUAAUUAAUAAUUCAUAGCAUGUAGCACACAUUUCCGACGCAGCAUAAGCUGCAAGUUGUAUAUAUUGUAUUCAUGUUUUGUGUAGAAAUUGAAGAUUUCAUUGUCAAAGACGGUGUGAAAAAACAAGAACAGUUCAUGGCCACCAUUUCUUAUUCGUGCAAAGUUCCCAUAAACAACCGCUCUACCUACGAGCGUAGUAGGGGGAUCCAUUAUGGAUCUUGCCAGAAUUUACGGUAAAAUAUGGAUCUACCCUAUAAUGCGAUAAAGAUUGCCUAAUUCAGGGAGGGGGGCUGUAACCUUCCCAGCUCCUAUGUCACCUACACCUAUGUGUUUGUCGGUGUUUGCCAAAAUGUCAAAAUGUUUUUUUGUCAGAUUUUUUCCUUUUUGAUGGUUAAAAGCAACCGUUAGUCGCCGAGAACAAGCGAAAUCUAAUAUGUAACAGGAAAGUUUCGUGAAAUAAUACGACUUUGUAAUGGUAUGUAAGAUUUUACUUUCUAAUCAUGAAAUAUAUUUUACCAAUAUAGUUUUCAUAGUUUAUUGAAACAUAGUUUGCCAAGAACUGCAUCAAACUUUAAAAACAAUCCUCUCCUUUAUCCAGUCAAUAAAAGGUAACCCUCCCAAUCAGCAUUGAGUGAAAAGGAAAUUUGAAAACCAGUAUCAAAAGAUUAGAAAGUAAAAUCCCACAUACCAUUACUGAGUCGAGGGGCAAUUCACUCUUGCAAAUAGCGUACGAGAUUUUCCCUAAAACACAAGGUGAUUUCUGGUGAUUUCCAGAUAAAACAAUAGGAUUCCCACCAAAGGUGUACGAGAUUUUUCGGAGUGAUCUGCCCCUCGUACAGAGUCGUAUUAUUCGACGAAAAUUUCCUGUAACAUAUUAGAUAUCGCUUGUUUUCAUGGUAGGCUCUCCUGUUUUUUUGUAUUGCCACUAACCCUGCAAUUUAAGAUAGAAUUAUGCAUAGCGUUUCUCUUUUCCCAUUCAUUGCAGAAACAGCUAUUUUUUUAAAUUCUGUUUUUCUCAAAACAACAUUAUCGACAUUCACAUGAUGCCUGUCUGCGUCUUGAUUGGCUUGCAUCUUCUGAUCAUAUUUAAUUCACAAGAAUGCUGGUAGAUGUAUCCAAUCGUGAGAUUUGAUAUCCAUGUUUGCUAAUAUGGUAAUAAUCCUGAGCUGGUUGGUACUUAGUAAAUUUACAUUAAAUACCGCAAACUCGGGAAAUUAAUUAAUAAUAAGUAUUCAAUUUAGGGUUCUAUAUUUUUACAAAGUAAGUGUUAGACUGGUCAACAAUGCCAUACACAACGCUGUAAAAUUGAUGUCCUAGAUCCUUCUUUAGUCGGAAAUCGUGUUUAAAAUCUUGUGCCAACAGCUUGUAUAUAUAACUUAAAGACAGUCUGUUGUAUUUAGAGUCUAUUAUUUUAUGCAUGUGAAACAAUUGGAGAUGUUAGAGAUGAGACAA